UUAUUUCUGUUGCACUGUUGAUGAAUUAGAUUUUAGGUUAUCUAGCAUAACUUUAAGCAUGGAAUUUGUUUGAAAAAUUAAGUAAAAAACUUUCAACAAAUAUGGCUGGGAUAUCCUCUAAGAUUUUAGGGAUUCACAAUAUACUUAAGUCACAACAACAAUCGUUUCCUCAUGUAACUGGAUUAACUAGUAUUUUCAAUGGAACUCUUACAGUUCAAGUGAGACACAGGCGACCUGGACAUCCCAUCAACUUAACAAGGCCUCGAUUUCCGUUGUGGUUCCUUAGAAAGGAGCUUGUUAAUGUUGAUCAGUCUCUGACAGAGCCUAACAAGCAGUUUAUCGAGGAAGUGGUUCAUGAGAAGUUCGGGCCCCCAGCAAUCAUCAGUGGGCUCUCCACUUAUCAGCUGAAAUCGCCGCUGAAAAUUGAAGCUGAACCACGUGGAGAAUGGCACAAGAAAACCAGGAGAACUGGUCUUAUCGGUCGAAAAAUUGGCCAACAGCCCAUGUGGGAUAAGAACGGAAAUAGGUUCACAACAACUUUGAUACAAAUCGUUGAUAAUCAUGUGGUGAAAUACAUCCCACCAGAGGAAGUCAAAGACAAAAGAGAAAUACGAUAUAGAGAAAGUAGCAGAUAUGGACUUCUAAUGGUGGGUGCAGAGAGUGCCGACCCUCAAAAUUACACCAGAGAGUAUUGUGGACUGUUCGCCAAGGCUGGCCUGAUGCCCAAGAAGCAGCUGUGUAGAUUCUUCAUCUCUCCGGAGGCUGCCAUUCAGGCUGGCACUCCACUCUACGCCAACCACUUUAGUGUCGGCGACGUUGUGGAUAUCAGAGGGAAAACCAUCGACCGUGGGUUCCAAGGGGUGAUGAAGAGAUGGGGGUUCCACGGGAUGCCAGCAACUCACGGCCAGACCAAGACCCAUCGCAAGGGAGGCAACACUGGCGGGGGUGGAGAGAAGGCUAGGAUAUGGCCUGGGACUAAGUUGCCUGGACACAUGGGAAACAGAUGGAGAGUUCUCCGAGGGAUGCAGGUUAUGAGGAUAAACACCAAAUACAACAUAUUGUAUGUCCGUGGUGUUGGAGUGCCAGGCCCAGUCAACGGUUAUGUUUACAUUUUCGACACAGUACUACCACUGAGAAAGCGGAAAGAAAAGCCAGCUGCUUUCCCGACAUUCUAUCCAGAAGAUCUAGAAGAACCUUUGCCGGAGGAUUUGUUCCACGAGUCACUUCAUAUGUUUUCUGAUCCUUCUAUCAAACACCAGCCAGAGAAAAAGUAGUGAGGUAGUGUUUAAUAAUAUAUUAUAUAGAUUUGUUCAAUAAACCACAUUUUCUAAGAA
Messenger RNA from Macrosteles quadrilineatus (aster leafhopper), 1334 nucleotides. RefSeq names its product 39S ribosomal protein L3, mitochondrial (gene mRpL3). The record is from RefSeq and is a predicted model, not a curated record. Gene Ontology annotation, cellular component: mitochondrial large ribosomal subunit; ribosome. NCBI's taxonomy places the organism in Eukaryota, Metazoa, Arthropoda, Insecta, Hemiptera, Cicadellidae. Gene Ontology annotation, molecular function: structural constituent of ribosome. Bases 102 to 1274 code for a protein of 390 amino acids. The transcript is spliced from 8 exons. Gene Ontology annotation, biological process: translation.